GACAUAUUGACUGUGUGUGUGUGUGUCUGUGUGUGUGUUUGUGUGUGAGGGAGGGAGGGCGACAGAAAGAGGCACGAGAGAGGAGGAAGCUGUCAAACGCAACCCAAUAGUCCAAAGCGAGCAGAGGACUGUUGGGAGUUCAGUUACAGUUUUGUCAUUUGGGGUGUCAUACAGAGCUUACACAGGAAGUUCAAUCGUAACGGGACUUUAUUCGUUGGACAUCUUUGCUGUGGAGGUGACCGGCUGGAUGCCAUGGACCCGCUGCUGCCCGGAGACACGGAGGCAGACAAAGAUGCGAGGAGGAAGAUCCAGUUCUCCGUGCCUUCCUCCGUGCCCACCCAGCUGGACCCGCGACAGGUGGAAAUGAUUCGACGUCGGAGGCCGACACCAGCCACACUGUUUAGAUUGACAGAACCGCCAUCCCCAGAGGAAGACAUCGGCCCUCACCAGUGGGUUCUGGGGGAAAAUGGAGCCUUGAAAGCCAACCUGGUUCACACAACCUACCAGCCACCCUCGCUUAAAGCUGUCCAAAGGAUGUGCCAGACCCACCUGGCCUCCCUAGACAUGUCUUCUGUGGACAAAGAGGAUCCCUCUUCUGGGGAGGAAGAGGAGGAACGCGAGAAAGAUAGCCAGCAGACAGCCUCAGCUACAGAUCUAAAGGAAGAAAGCAAACCUCUCAGGGAUCAGUGUUCUCCACCUGACAGUUUGACAGGAAGUGGUCAUCUCAGCCGUCACCACGGAGACACAGAGGAGGCCAGAGAAAGAGAGGAUGUAAAAGGAGAAUGACAAAAGAAUAGGGCUCAGAUGGAGAUACCGUGUAAGUGUGGAACAGUGUUUCAUUGCACACGUACUGUACGGGCAUUGUGUGUGUGCCUGCAUGGGUGUGUGUUAUUUGGAUCUGUGAGUUUGUGCAUGAAUGUGACAAAAGUUGAAUUUGGAAAAGAGAUACAGAGAGAGAGAGAGAGAGAGAGAGAGAGAGAGAGAGAGGAAAACAGACAGACAUUGAAGGUCAGAAUAUUAAUGACCAAGUAUAUGGAAAAGUUUAAUGUCUGGCCAGGGCUGCAAUUCCAGUCAGCCAAGGACAAUGCACAAGAAAUAUGAGAACUGCCUUUUCAUAUAAUACAUGUUGUUUUUUUAGGUUCAGGAUUCAACAGCAUUCUGGGACUUUGGGUAGUUUUUCCAGAAAACUAUAUCCAAGUUUAAAAAAUCUGAUUUUGAAUCAUCUUCAUUGACAUGGUGUACAAGGCAUGGCACAUAAUGACACUGGUAGUAAAACACACAUCUCAAGAACAAUUGGAAAGAGCGGAUGAUGUACACAGCUCAGAAUAAUUAUAAACCAUCUUAUGCAUAUUAUACAUGAAUGUAAGAUUCUAUUUUAUCUGUAGUGUGAUGGUCGAAAUGCAUAAAAAUGUGAGGGCCGUUAUAUGGUUAUUUGAUAUUAUGUCUCACAGUUUGACCAGACAUUACGAACAAGGUCCCAAGGCUAUUGUAUGUGAUAGACAGAUAUGGUGCCCUAUAUUACCUGAUAUACUACAUUGUGACAAGGAUACAGUACACAAUUACUGUAUAUUGCAGAGUCAUUCCUUAUUGGGAUUUAACUAAGGAAAUGCAGGGCUGCUUCCAAAGUCAGUACAACUCUUUUCAAUUGGCUAUCUUCAACUUUGUAGACUUUGCUUAC
This is a messenger RNA of Etheostoma cragini (Arkansas darter), 1678 nucleotides long. RefSeq names its product protein phosphatase 1 regulatory subunit 1B-like. The coding region runs from base 253 to 786 and encodes 177 amino acids. Gene Ontology annotation, cellular component: cytoplasm. The transcript is spliced from 5 exons. Gene Ontology annotation, biological process: intracellular signal transduction. NCBI's taxonomy places the organism in Eukaryota, Metazoa, Chordata, Actinopteri, Perciformes, Percidae. Gene Ontology annotation, molecular function: protein phosphatase inhibitor activity. The record is from RefSeq and is a predicted model, not a curated record.